Anopheles stephensi (Asian malaria mosquito) is the source of this 1109-nucleotide messenger RNA. RefSeq names its product odorant receptor 94b-like. Gene Ontology annotation, molecular function: odorant binding; olfactory receptor activity. The record is from RefSeq and is a predicted model, not a curated record. Gene Ontology annotation, biological process: detection of chemical stimulus involved in sensory perception of smell; sensory perception of smell. NCBI's taxonomy places the organism in Eukaryota, Metazoa, Arthropoda, Insecta, Diptera, Culicidae. The transcript is spliced from 4 exons. Gene Ontology annotation, cellular component: plasma membrane. Bases 34 to 1044 code for a protein of 336 amino acids.
AGGGCGUAUCGUAUCGUGUUCAACGUCGUCUUGAUGGUGGUCUAUCUGUUUACGCUAUCGUUCAACAUGUUCGUGAUGCAAACGUUCGAGCAACUUGUCCUGUACAUCAUGUACAUUGUUUUCACGGAAAUAGUAAUGGUGCUGAAGGCACUGAUCACGUAUUAUAAGUUCGAUCAGAUAUGUUACCUGUACCGGCAAACGCUGGACAGUGACUUUAAGCCGGUCGACGCAGAGGAGGAACAGUUGCAUCGCAAGGGUAUCGGAGAGAUUAACUACUACUUCUAUCUGUACAUCACGACGACGCAUCUAGCGAUUGCGAGCUCGUUGCUGUACCUGCUGCACCAGGACUACCGUAUGCCGUACUUUCCUUGGGUGAUGGGCAUCGCGUAUGGAUCGACGGAGCGGCUCAACUUUGGCAUCAUGUUCGCCUACCAGGUGGUCGGCAUGUACUUCCACAUGCUAAUCAAUGUGGCGAUAGACGUGCAGCUGUGUUACUUUCUGGGAAUGAUCGGAAUUCAGUUGGAUGUGCUCGGGAAACGGUUCCGGAUGAUACAAACCUCCGAACAGUUUGGGAAUAGCUUCAUGACCCUGAUCAAUCAGUACCAAAAAUUGCACAAGAUGACCCGAAACAUUGAACAGCUGUACUCACCUGCCUUCUUCGCCCAGUUUAGUGCUAGUGGGUUGGUUAUCUGUGCAACCGCUUUCAAAACAUCUUCAAUGUUUAACGUUUACGAGCUAACGGCCAUUCAGAAUCUACUGUACAUGCUUGCAAUGAUGUUUCAAAUGUUCCUACCUUGCCGGUUCGGUAAUGAGGUGACUCGCAAAAGCCAUCUUCUUCGCACCUCCAUUUACAGCUCCCGGUGGUACGAGAUGGGGCUGUACGAUCGCAAAACGGUGCAUAUGUUGCUUCAACGCAUGAACAAACCACUGACCCUGAAGGCAUACUAUUUUUUCAACUACAAUUUACAAGCCUACACUACGACACUCAAUAUGGCCUAUUCCGUGUAUGCACUGCUGCAACGGAAUGCUUUGAAGAAAUCAUAAUGGGACGCAUGCUCACCAUUGAUAAGCUCAGCAUAAUUUCUCAUUCUUUCUACAGUCGUCGUUUC